GUGUCGGUUUUCCCAACAAUGGCCCAUAUACCGCCGUCACGAUAAAUUCAAGAGCCACAAUGGCGCAAGAAGCCGCUUACUCCGCAUCUCUCCCUUACCAUGAACCCGGCAUUGUCACCAUCCUCAUCAUCUCUUCGUUCUUGCUCCUCCUGAACUGUGUCAACUGGCUUCUUGACCGUCUUGUCUUUUGUGGUCUCAUCGGGCAGAUUUUCAUUGGAAUUGCUUGGGGAGCACCUGGAUCGAAAUGGCUUACUACAGAGCUGCAAGAGGUGAUUGUGCAGCUGGGAUAUCUUGGACUAUUGUGUAUUGUUUAUGAAGGCGGCAUCUCAAGCAAUAUCCGCGCCUUGAAAGCAAACUUAUUCCUCUCUUCCGCCGUUGCGCUCACUGGUCUCGCGGCGCCCAUUGGUCUCUCCUUUGUGCUGUUGGGACUUCUACCAGGAACCUCGCCUGUUCAAGCUUUUGCUGCAGGAGCAGCACUAUGUUCGACUUCACUGGGGACCACUUUUACUGUUCUGGCCACGAGCGGAUUGACGGAAAGUCGUCUGGGCGUUGUACUCACUAGCGCGGCGAUGAUGGACGAUGUAGUCGGGCUGGUCAUGGUUCAGAUCAUCUCGAGCUUGGGAGAGGGAUCGACAUUCAGCGAAGUGACUGUCAUUCGACCAGUGUUUGUGUCAAUUGCUUUUGCCCUACUGAUUCCGAUGCUAUGUCUCUUCGUGGCGAAGCCGGUUCUGCUGCAUGCGAGGACUUUCCUGGCGAGACCAGAGAAUGGCAAAUACCAGGAGGUGCUAUGCUGCCAGAAAGCUGCUUUCGUGUACCAGACCGGAGUGCUGUUGGCCAUGAUCACUGGAGCUACGUACGCCGGGACAUCGAAUCUAUUCGCUGCGUAUCUGGCAGGCGCAUCUGUUACGUGGCUGUGCGAUCAAUUGGAAGAGGAAGACAACAAGAUUGCCAAUAGAACCGAGCAUGCAGGAGACCUGGACAGAUCCAACUCAACAGCCGCCAGUGCCGUGAAUCACCAGGCAGCACAUUCCUCUGAAGACGGCUGUUCCGGAAAAGAAGUGUAUGAGAAGUUCUACAUGCACGCUGUCGACCACAUUCUCCGGCCAUUCUUCUUUGCAUCUAUCGGAUUCGCUAUCCCAAUCACAAGGCUAUUCACAGGCUCUGUUGUAUGGCGCGGAAUCGUGUAUACGAUCCUCAUGAUCUUUGCGAAAGUCAUCUGCGGAGCAUGGCUGAUUCGCUUUGGCUCUAUGCCUCGAGCAAAGGGCGUCUCGAAUAAGCUCAAUUCGAUAUCCUCAACUCUUGGAAAAUGCUUUGGUAUCGUAAAGAGCGACAAGCAGACAAAACGGUCGCAGCCACUGACAGAGCCCAUUCCCGCCAAUGCUCGGCCACGCCCGGAGUCUGCGGUCUUGCGACAGCCUUCCAAUGCUACAGCAACAGCAGAAGCAUCGACAGAAAUCACUGCCUCGACGCCUGUAGCCUUAGCCAACACUCCCCGCAAACGAGCGUCCCUACCCAAGCCUAAGUCUCUAUACCCCAGCUCCAUCCUCGGCAUGGCCAUGGUCUCCCGUGGCGAGAUUGGUUUCCUCAUCAGUUCUGUCGCGGAAAGUAGAGGAGUUUUCGGAGCCGAAAGCCAGAAUUCUACCUUCCUCAUCGUCACAUGGGCAAUUCUUCUCUGUACGUUGAUUGGACCAAUCACCGUAGGGCUGCUUGUCAAGAGGGUGAGAAGGUUGCAAAAGGCAGAGAGGCAGAAGGCGCGUGGUCAUGGGCAGAAGGAGGAUCCGUUGGGCGUGUGGGGUAUUGUGCCGCAGACGUCGACAGGUGGUGGUGUGGUAAGGUGAUGUUGGGGUCAUAAUAAUCUGGUGCAGAAAGGAGUGGCGGAUACAUGUAUAGAGAUAGAAGUGGUAAAUGGUAAGUGGUAAAUUGAAUCUAUCACCCGCCGAGUUGUGCAGGACAUCACCCGACUUUGUUCUAUCUCUCUUUGAUGCACUUUCCCCACAUGCUGUCCAUCAUAAGGGAAAGUCUGAGCAGCUUUCGAUAUGCGUCGCUAAUUUACUUCAAUCCCGGUCUGUAUGUGAUGCCCUGCCCCACGAUGAUUCCUAUCGUUGGAUUUGUCAAUGCAUGAUUGCGAACCGAAAUGCAAAGCCUCUAACUUUUCUCGACUUGAGCUUCGUCGAAUAUUCUGUUUCUGCUAGCAGUGGCCUUCUCGUAGUCUCUAGAUCUUCUGGUUUUUGAGUCUGAAUGUAAUUUCUGGCAGUUUGAUACUCCUCCUUCUCUAGAGCUCUCCCAUUUGCGCUUGUGGGAGCAUGCAGAUUUGCGACGAAUACGGCGGUGCAGCUUUGAUGAGCCAUGGGGUCAUUCUGCGCCAACUGGACCCAUGAUUCCAUUUGCUUGAGAUUUGUUGGUCGGAUCAUAAGUGAUUGCAACAUGUUCCGAUCCCGCUAUGAUGAGGUUGUGCAGAGGUUUGAUCUAUCGCUCCUGGGGUAGAAUACCGGCACUAUCGGCUGGUGGUUGUGAAGCCUGGUAUCUUGCUCGUGGCGAAGGACAUCUGGGAACCAGAAAGUCGAUCAUGAUAGAUGAGUAACUUGGGUGUGUCCAAGACAGGUAGAUGAACGCUGAUGCCCUGUAUCAGUCAUUGAUCAAAGGAAAAAGUCUCCUCAUAUGUCUUCUCGAUUCGAAAGCCGGACGUCAAGCGCGACUUGCAAUGCGAAUACAGUCAGCAAUAUCUAUAUUGGCUAGUCAGUCAC
This is a messenger RNA of Cercospora beticola, 2744 nucleotides long. RefSeq names its product cation:proton antiporter. Gene Ontology annotation, biological process: proton transmembrane transport. Gene Ontology annotation, cellular component: membrane. The record is from RefSeq and is a predicted model, not a curated record. NCBI's taxonomy places the organism in Eukaryota, Fungi, Ascomycota, Dothideomycetes, Mycosphaerellales, Mycosphaerellaceae. Gene Ontology annotation, molecular function: antiporter activity.